AUGGCAGAAGCAGUAUUGAUUGAUCUGUUCGGUCUACAAAUGAACUCACAAAAUAAUGGCAUUCAGAAGUUAUUAUGUAGCACACUAGAAAGGAUUGAAAAAGGCUUCUCUGCCAGUGCUCCAUUUGUUUACAUAAUGUGCUACCAAACUCCGAGAAGCGAAAGGAGCAGUGAACAAGAUUCGUUACUUAAAGUAAUCAGCAGUUUUCAAACUCUAAAGAAAGGAAUUGAGGUUGUGUGCAAGACAAGUACAGCUGCUGCCUUGUACACCAUUAAACAAAAACUAGAUGAAAAGGAUUUAAGCAUCAUUAAAAUCAUUUUACCAGUACAAAGGAAAGCCUUAAUGGAAGUGUUUAUAGACCACCUAUUCACUGCUGUUUACCAGUUUCAGUUUGAGGAUUUUGGGAUGGAUUGUGAAGGAAACAACCUCCAACAAAUAGCUGAACCUCAGAGCGACAUACAAACACUUCCUGCCCAUGAGAUGGAACUCAUCAGGAGUGAGAUUCAGACAUACUUGGAAAGUCUGCCAGACCUGAAAGGGAAGCUUACCAUUCUAAAAUCUUCCUUGAUCCCAGGUCACAUCUUCCUACACGGGUUCACCACAAGGACAGGUGGGAUCUCUUAUAUACCAACGCUCAGCUCCUUAAACCUCUUCAGCAGUUCCAAGCGGAGAGAUCCAAAGGCUGUGGUUAAAGAAAACCUACGCAGGUUAGCUAAUGCUGCAGGUUUUGACUCAGAGACAUUUCACCGUGUGAAGGUCAAUCAUGCCAGUGAUGUCUGGAUUAUGGGAAAGCCCCAGCCUGACAGCUAUGAUGGAAUAGUAACGAAUCAGAAAGAUGUUACAAUAGCCGCUCUCGGCGCUGACUGCAUACCUGUGCUUUUUGCUGAUCCUGUCAAAAAAGCAUGUGGAGCUGCUCAUUCUGGAUGGAAAGGCACUUUGUUAGGAGUUGCUAUGGCUACAGUAAAUGCUAUGAUAACAGAAUAUGGCUGUAAUGUCAAGGAUAUACUUGUGGUGCUGGGCCCAUCUGUUGGACCGUGCUGUUUUACACUUCCUCAGGAAUCAGCAAAGGAAUUUUACAAUCUUGAUCCAAAAUGUGUCAGACAGUUUGAAUCUCCAACUCCCUAUAUUGAUAAUAGAAGGGCAACACGAAUUCUUCUAGAGACUGGAGGGAUUCUGCCUCAGAACAUACAGGAUGUUUCUGUCACUGACCACAACCAAAGUCUCACUUUCUGCACAGCAUGCCACCCUGAUACAUUUUACUCUCACAGUCGCGAUGGCACUAACUUUGGCAUUCAGUUUGGCUUCAUAUCGAUCGGAGACUGA
This is a messenger RNA of Emys orbicularis (European pond turtle), 1323 nucleotides long. RefSeq names its product purine nucleoside phosphorylase LACC1-like. The record is from RefSeq and is a predicted model, not a curated record. The transcript has 5 exons. Gene Ontology annotation, molecular function: copper ion binding. Lineage: Eukaryota; Metazoa; Chordata; Testudines; Emydidae. Bases 1 to 1323 code for a protein of 440 amino acids.